This is a messenger RNA of Triticum dicoccoides, 606 nucleotides long. RefSeq lists its product as uncharacterized. The record is from RefSeq and is a predicted model, not a curated record. The coding region runs from base 50 to 460 and encodes 136 amino acids. NCBI's taxonomy places the organism in Eukaryota, Viridiplantae, Streptophyta, Magnoliopsida, Poales, Poaceae. The transcript is spliced from 3 exons.
CCGCCGCUGCCGCCCCACGCGGCCAUGCCUCCAGCGCCGUCUCCAUCCCAUGGAGGGCCGCUCCCUUGCCUUGCCGUCCAGCCACUCCUACGCCGCCUCCCUCUCGUCGAGGGGCGCCUCCCUCGCCGUCCAGCGCCGCCCCCUCGCCGUCCAGCAGCUCCAGUGCCGCCUCCAUCCCGAUCGACGGGUGCCUCCCUCACUGUCCAGCCACCCUAGCGCCGCCUCUCUCCCCGUUGACUGGGUCCUCCCUCGCCGUCCAGAUCUGAUCCCCACGCCGGCCAGCCGCCUCACCCUUCUGUCUCCCUCCCAGUCCAGCUCCUCCCACUGCCGAGUCAAGUCUUGGCGAACUACAACCGACCUGAGGAGAGGAAGACCCAAAAAAGGGUCCGAGGCUAGCAUGUCAGCUACCACGGCAAGGAAGGAGGCAAGUUUCCCGCUACACUCAUCCUCUGCAGUCUGAAACUCUAAAUGUAAUACACAUGCACCAAGCCUUAUUACCAAGAAACACGUGGAAUGUGAGGCGGCGGCGAAGCACUAGCUAGCGCGGGUGCGUCACCUCUGUGGUAUUGUGGGCAAUCACGGUUUUGGUUAGCUCACUGGAAUCAA